AAUAAUAAUCCAACGACCAAAUCCAGAGGAGAAACGAACCAUUUGAUCGCAAUGGAAGCGGGAACUUUCCUCCACCUCCAUGCCAUUCCCUGGAACCCCAAACGCAAAGCUUCACUCCCCAAUUUCCGUCGCUUCGUUAGGGCUUCUUCAAAUUCGCAGGCACGCUAUAGAGGACCAAAGCCCUACAGAAAUCUGGUCGCAGAUUGGGUAUCCAACAAUGACGACACCGUACGAACCUUCCCAAUAUUCGUCGGAGGAGCUUCUCUCUUGGCUGUGCUCUUCAAUCGCGCCGCUUCUGGUAUAGCUCCAGUUGCCGAUGCUAGUAGUUCACAGUCCAGAGCUGAUUUAUUGACACUUGGAUUGGCUGUGACCAAUAUAUUAACGGGCCUGGUAUGGCUCACAAUAAGGCCAAAGUCAAUAUCUCCGGUAAAUCCUCAAGGUGUAGAGUGUCGAAUUAUAUCUUCCUCCCUCCCUGACGUUGUGGUUUCUGAGUUAUUAUGGGUAUGGGAAUCCCUGUCAGCUGUUACUUGCUGCAGAUCUCUAGUUGCUGUUUAUGAUAGCAUUUGUAUCCUACAAAUUGGUAUGGCAGCUGAAUCUCCAAAUGACGGUGAAGCACUGCCUGUGGAUGCUGCCAAAUUGAUGCAAGGAUCGCUUUUUCAAGGUGUUAUGAAGUCUGGAGCUCAGAGCUAUUUGGCAAACCUAUCUCUCUAUCCUGGAAGGUCUGAGCUGCCAUUUUUUCCUAAAAAUACACAGGCAGUUAUUUUGCAACCACUUGGAGAUAGAGGAAUUGUGAUAAUUGGUGGUGACACAAUUAGGGGUUUCACAACUUCUGACCAGGUGCUCCUUUUCAUAUCUUUAUCCGUAUCUGAACUCCUGGAAACAUCUAUUUCAUGCUUCCAUUUUCUUUCUGCUGAUUUUAAUGUCUCUCAUGUCCCAAAUGGAUUACCUGCUAGGGGAGUUAAAAAAAAGUCAGAUAAACCUGUCUGACCUUACCAACAUCAAUUUAACUGACCUAGAUUUAUCAAUAUCACUGCAAAAUCUAUUGGGUUGGCUUAAUCUUGUAGGAAUACUAUCAGCUCCAUCAGGUCAGGUUCAGUUUUUACUUUGGUGAUGGUAUCGUUUGUAAUCUGACUCAUAAUUUUAGAAGCACAGCUUGGCUUUCCCACAUCACUUUGCUUCUUGGAUAUGUGAUUUUUUUCUAGGACUUUUUGAUGUUGAUGGACUUUUUGUUGAUGUCACUCACGUCAGUAUUGUUGCUGUUGUUCUCCUUCUAGGGAUUAUAUGGUUUACAAGGAGCAGUGUUUGGCUGGGCACCAUAAUGGUUGCGUUCUUGGAAAAUGGGAAGUCUGUGGCCUGGAAUAGGAGAUAUUAUUGGCCCUACUUUAAUUGGGCAUAUUAAAGCUAAAAUGAAUAUAAAUUUUUAAUGGAGAGCUGUAACUGCAGUUAGCUGCUCAAUCUUGAUAGGAAGAUGCCACUGGACAUUUAAAUUGAUCCAACCUAACAAGUGAACUGAUGACAAUCUAUUCAGAUUGGCAAAGAAAUAUUGAGUCCGGUCUACAUAUUUCAUAACCAGAUUGAAGCUCAGUUCAGGCUAAGACCCAACCAAAACUGACUUAAAUCUUUUUACACCCCUUAUUACCAACAUUCUAAUUGGUCAUGCCUUUUUUUUUUCUCCAUUUAUCUGCAACUCGGAUUUAGAUUUAAUUUUAUUUUCUGUUCUUUUUGAAUGUUCUCUCUUAUCUGCAGGCAUGGAUUACAUUUAUUGGAGAGAAAAUUGAUGCUACACUAGGAAAAUACGUGAUCAACAAUCCAUUGGCAGUUCAAGAUAGAGUUUGAAACUACAUACUUUCACGAUUUUUGAACUUAAAUGGGCAUUAUAUUUACUGUAUCCUUUAUUCAAGGCUUCCCAUGCAGCAGUUUGUGUUGAGGCUGGGGGCAAACUUACGAAGAUUCAACAUCACAGUGCCACCUGAUCUUCAAUUUGAUUAUCCAUCGGUUGAAUAUUUUGGAUUCUUACUUUCUUGGAGAUCAUAGUUACCAUCAUAUGGCAUUUCCCAUUUUUGCAUGAAUAUUACAAGGAAUUGACGGUAUGUGGUUAAUGAUGUAAAGAAUAGGCAUUCAGAUGAUUUUUAAUAUUUAUCUAAUCUUCCCUCUUUCA
Molecule: messenger RNA, 2158 nt
Organism: Hevea brasiliensis (rubber tree)
Lineage: Eukaryota; Viridiplantae; Streptophyta; Magnoliopsida; Malpighiales; Euphorbiaceae
Product: protein COFACTOR ASSEMBLY OF COMPLEX C SUBUNIT B CCB4, chloroplastic
Exons: 8
Coding region: 52-987 (311 amino acids)
Biological process (GO): cytochrome b6f complex assembly
Cellular component (GO): chloroplast
Source: RefSeq, a predicted model, not a curated record